AUGGUGUUUAGAAUUUUACAGUAUUUACUAAACCGCAAUGAAUUAGUUGACAAGUUAGCAGAAUCCAAUUUUAUGAAAAAGAUAGCGCGAUUCGUUGUACACAAAAUAAUUCGUGCCAAAUCAUUGACCGAAGAUAUGAAAUCCGAACAGUUUAAUAAAACAUUGAAAAAUAUUGCCGAAAAACUCAAGGAGAAAAAGGAUAAGUUGGAUGGUAAACCGUAAUUUUCUCUGUAUUAGAUAUCAAUGUUCAGUCGUACAAUGAAAGACCAUUCAAUUAUAUUUGUGGGCUCGGAACCUUCUAAAGACAAAUAUGUCAUUACUCGCGCGUUGUCGUAUUUUACAAUGCCAGCCAAUGAUUUACCAAAACGUAUAUUGACAUCAUUCACACCGCCUCUCCAUUCAAGAUUUGUUUAUGUGGACUUCCUGGGACCAUGUUUGGCGUUCAUACUAUUGGCAGCAAUACUCAGUUAUGGACAUGCAUACAAAAUUCCAUCAGCUGUCUAUCACAGAUCACCGACUGAAGUGUUAGCAAUAUAUUGUUUUUUAAUGCCAGCAAUUUGUUAUAUUUUAACUGGUUUAGGAAAGUCUAGUAUAUCUUUUUUGCAGAUAUUGUCCUUAUUAGGCUAUGGUCUUUAUGGUUAUGUUUUUACUCUUAUCAUUAGUUUUAUAUCGGAUGAAACAAAUAAUGUAAUAUUUUACUUCUCUAUGAUAUUCUUUACUGGUAGUAGUGUUUUUAGAAUAUGCCUCAUAAUAUUAUUAACUAUUAAAGUGCCUGGUGCGCGACUGUUGGUCUGUAGUAUUAUUGCUACUUUGCAAGUACUAUUUGUUGUAUUUUUAUAUUUUACAUUUGUUCAUUCGAGUUUUGUAUUUACUAAACACUGA
Molecule: messenger RNA, 882 nt
Organism: Cinara cedri
Lineage: Eukaryota; Metazoa; Arthropoda; Insecta; Hemiptera; Aphididae
Source: the annotation of a GenBank genome assembly